Dimorphilus gyrociliatus is the source of this 1472-nucleotide messenger RNA. Lineage: Eukaryota; Metazoa; Annelida; Polychaeta; Dinophilidae. The record is from the annotation of a GenBank genome assembly.
AAUGAUAGCUCUAAUAUCGCUCAAAGAUAUAUGCCGAACUGUUAACUAAGAGGGGUAUUAAACAGAACAAUAUGUCUGCCGAAGUUAAAGAACAGCCUAAAAGUUUGUCUUUUGACGAAUAUGACGCAAUUGGUUUUGAUGUUGAUCAUACCCUUGUUAAAUAUAAAAUUCCCAAUCUAUUUAACACAAUGCACGACCUUAUGACUGACUUUCUAGUUUCGGAAAGAAAUUAUCCAGAAGAAAUGAAGAAACCUUUUUCUCAUUUCAAGGAUUUAUGUGUAAGAGGUUUAAUUCUGGACAAGAGACACGGUAUAUUUCUGAAACUCUCCGAAAAUGGCUUCAUAUUAAGGGCAACUCUUGGAAGUACAGCACUUAAUGACGAACAAAUCCAAGAUAUUUAUGGUGAUGGUAAGAUAUUCCCCUGGUUUAAGGACUUGAUAGAGACUGUUGACAAUCUACCACCUCGCUUCCGUAUUUUCGAGAACUUUUUUGAUAUGCCUGGAAUUGUUGUCACUGCAAAAGUAAUCGAUGUAGCCCUAAAAGACAUUGACAUAGUAAAAGAUGAAGAGUUGGUCGCAAAGAAAAUGAGUACUGUUGAAAGUGAUGUGAUGGAUGGCUUCCGUCAUUUGUACAACCAUAAAAAUUUUGCUGAUAACAAAACUUUCUUUAAGAGUUUAAAAGAGGAUCCUGAAAGAUUUUUGGAAAAAACUCCUGAAGAUGUAUGCCAAUGGUUGAAAAAGAUAAGAGAACUUAAUAAAGUUAUGUUUAUUGUAACUUCGGCAUAUCAUGAUUGUGCAAAAUUCGUGCUAGAUCACGCCUACGGCACAGAGUGGACAGAUUUAUUUGAUUUUAAUGCCACUUUGGCAAGAAAGCCUGCAUUCUUCUCGGGAAGUAAUCCGAUGUACGAAGUAAACGAUGAGGGAGGUCAUGGAUCAGUUGUUCAUGAAAUGAAACCUAACGUAACUUACCUGCAAGGAAAUAAGGAGAUACUAAUGAAAGCCUUGAAAAAGAAAACUGGAAAAGACCAACCAAAGAUACUCUUUUUUGGAGAUAGUCUUAGAUCCGACGUAUUCCCAUCUAAAAGAUUUGCCGAUUGGGAUAACUUUCUCAUUCUAGAAGAAAUGGAAGCUGAAGAUUGGGAGUUUCACGAGCAUUUCGAAGAUAGUCCAAAAAUAAAGAAAUAUAAAUCAACUGAACCUUCUCAAGAUGAAAAGGAAUAUUUAACAUCACUUAGUUGGGGAUCUUUGUUUACGGAUGGAAAAUCAUGUGACGAUUCGCCUGAACCGUGCAUGAAUACACUAUGGGGUUAUAUAAUACGAAAAUAUGCAGAUGUUGCUGUACCCCAACUUCAAUAUAUUGCAAAAUUACCUAUGGAUCAUAAAUUCGCUGUAUUUAAUCAUGAGAGUGUUAGGCAGUGGGGAUUCUUUCCACGUCGACCAAAUGCACUCGAGAACAGAUCUUCAAGAAAGUAG